AUGACCACCCCUUAUAGAAUCCACAUCGCACCGAAUAGCACGGGAUUAUGGAACAUCAAACAGAGUGAAGAGGCCGCUAAGACUGCGACCGAGACUUUGCAAAAGGAUCUGGAGAAUCACCACGUAUUCCUGAACAAUGUCGGGUUUCAUGACCAUAUGCCGCAUCAUUUGCUAGCCCUGUAUGGAACAGGUGCAAGUGUCGCCGACAUCCAAAAGGCACAUGACCUGCGUCACCCAUUGCAACGCCCAGUUGUCUCUCAGCAUCAAGACGCCGUAAAGGACCUCAUAACCCAUUGGGAUCACGAUUCUGAAUAUCUGGGAAAAGAGGAGUAUUACCUAGACUUUCUCGCCUACUUCCAACGAGUCAUCGAGCGCGAUGGGUACGAGUCGGUUGUCAAGUCUCACCUCUUGAAAGGUGACGACUCGGCUAAUGACAUCCUUCUCCGCCUGCACGCCGGUGUUGUGCAUCCUUUGAUCCAGCUGAUGUACGGUCUUGAGUGGAAACAGCCUGCAAUCGCCGCCCAGGCCUUUGCUCAGACUUGUGUCCAUAAUGUCGAGGGGUUAGACCAGCUGCUUCUCGCCAGCGAGCAGCAGGCAAAUACCAUUCCAAGGUCCACAAAGAUGCCCUCGUUACUUUCAAUGUACGAAAAGGUCAAGGCAGAUCCUCAGCUGGCGGGCUCAGUCCGGAUGGAGGAUGAGAGUAAGAUCGAAGAUGGUAUCAUCCAAAGAGCCAGGGAGCCGAUGAUCGCCAUCCUGGAACAAGUACACGUGGAACCCGAAGAAUUGGACGAGAGGAUAGCAGAGAUGUUUCACGCCAUGAUCCUUGUGGCGUCGAGCGCCGCGAUUCAUCCUCCUCAUCAUGUCAAAUACGACUUUUUCUUCAUGCAUCACGUCAACUCCGCUUUGAUGUACCUAACCAUCAACUCUCAGCCGUGGCUGUCUACUGCAGACAAGGUUCGCUUGUUGGAGUGGAAGAUUCGGCUCGAUCUUGUGCAGUAUGCCGCUCGGGGCUGUCCUGCUAUUUCUUUGGAAAGCAUUGAGUCUUAUGUCCCCAAGCAGCCGUCUGAGGAAUCUGUUAGAGAAAUUGGCAAGAGGCUCUACGACUUUGGGGAUGACGGCCAUGCAAUCAAACAAGCACGCGCUACGGCUAUUUGCCACGAGCUGAUGGUAGAGUACAAGGACAAGUCCUGGGAAGUCUUGAAGGACGAGUCAACUUGGAAGAAGAUUCAACAUAUGGUGGUUGAUGGUGUCGAAGGACCUAGCGUAUUGUACGUUCGUUCCACUGGCUUUGAUGAGGCCUGGAAGGUAAACACCCCCAUGGGCUUCAACCGAAUAUAUGCUGACAGUAACUCAAGGACGUUCCUGGCCAAGACUCGCCGAAGAGAUCUCCUGACCUUCUGCGCGCUCUGCAGACUGGAAGUGGCAGCUCACCAGAAGCUCUCAAACCAUAUUCUCAGUAAUUUCACCUAUUAA
Molecule: messenger RNA, 1473 nt
Organism: Fusarium vanettenii 77-13-4
Lineage: Eukaryota; Fungi; Ascomycota; Sordariomycetes; Hypocreales; Nectriaceae
Exons: 5
Coding region: 1-1473 (490 amino acids)
Molecular function (GO): oxidoreductase activity
Source: RefSeq, a predicted model, not a curated record